GUCGCGCAUGCGCACUCGGGAAGAAUACGGAGGAUGCUGCGGAGGAAGCCGACCCGGCUGGAGCUGAAGCUGGACGACAUCGAGGAGUUCGAGGGGGUGCGCAAGGAGCUGGAGGCAGGCAUGCAGAAAAAGCAACGGGAAGAGGUCGACAUGGUGGGAACCAAUGACGGCGAAGGGGCCCUGGCCUUGAACCCCGAUCACAAGAACUGGGAGCAGGUGAUUCACGAUCGGAUCGGCUACAAACCUCAGCCCAAACCCAGCAACCGUUCAUCACAGUUUGGAAACUUUGAAUUCUAGAAUGCCGGGAUGGAUCUUAAUUUCAAGUGAAGCAUGCUUAGGAGAGAUUAGGAGAAGCUGAUUUACAAUGAGGGCAGAUGGAACCCAUAAGGAUUUUAUCCUUCUGGAAGAUAAAAGACUUUUCUGUUCUCUAAAGAAUGAGGUUGGGUGCUUUUUCCCCCCCACUUGAAGACUGCCUUCAGACAACCUGUUGCCCUGGAUAUCUUUACCAACCUCCCAUUUUGCAACCAGAGGCCUUACAGCAACACUGACAGAACUGCUGUGGCAUAACCUCUGUGUGCAAAUAUUUCCAGACGUGACUAUUGGGGAAAUGUUGCAUGGUGUAGCCGUCCUCAAUGCGAGGGAAGGGUUUAUUUCUCGUAUUGAGGAGGUGGGGGCAGACCCACCUCCCUCCAAUCAUUUUAACAAGGAUGAACUCGCAGGCUCGCCUUUUCCUAGAAGUGGUUUUGCUGUCGACGUUACCUUAUUUUCCUCCUCACGCAUUUUACCCCUUGUAACAUUGAACAUAUUAAAUUUCGACUUAUGGUUGAG
Messenger RNA from Protobothrops mucrosquamatus (brown spotted pit viper), 828 nucleotides. It is a transcript of the gene CDC26, whose product is annotated as cell division cycle 26. NCBI's taxonomy places the organism in Eukaryota, Metazoa, Chordata, Lepidosauria, Squamata, Viperidae. Gene Ontology annotation, cellular component: anaphase-promoting complex. The record is from RefSeq and is a predicted model, not a curated record. Gene Ontology annotation, biological process: protein K11-linked ubiquitination; regulation of mitotic cell cycle; anaphase-promoting complex-dependent catabolic process. The transcript has 2 exons. Bases 34 to 297 code for a protein of 87 amino acids.